Colletotrichum truncatum is the source of this 630-nucleotide messenger RNA. RefSeq names its product CFEM domain-containing protein. NCBI's taxonomy places the organism in Eukaryota, Fungi, Ascomycota, Sordariomycetes, Glomerellales, Glomerellaceae. The record is from RefSeq and is a predicted model, not a curated record.
AUGCCACUCUCUCAAAUUUUGAGGCUUAACUGGCGCUGGAAACAGAAGCUCGGAGCCGCAAUGAUGUUUGCGGUUGCAUUUCUUAUAACUCUGGUAUCUGUCUUGCGCUUGGAGAGUAUCAAAAGUUUCAUGAAAACGUCUAAUCCUACAUGGGACAUUGUUCCCAUUUCCAACUGGUCUUUUGUCGAGCUCAACGGUUUCAUCUUUUGUUCCUGCAUGCCUGCGUUCCGGGAUUACUUUCGCCGGCUGGUCAGACGUAGACGGCUAGCGGAGUCGACACAUGCAAAUCAAGACAGAAUUCAAACAAUUGGAAAUUUGGCUGUACGUCGAGGCAACCGGAUUCAUGAGCUUGUGUCUGUCGACAGUGAUGAAGGAGAACAGAACCGUUCGGAGGUCGACGUCAAUGAUAGGACCCACAAUACUGGACGCUAUUCAGUAGACUUGAACGGUCUUCAUCAUACAAGCGCUUCAGCACAGCCGCCUGCGGAUAUACAAGUAGCUGAGGCUGAGCCACAACCUGAAGAAAUAGAUCUUGCAGAUCUAAAAUAUUUGGCCGAGUUCGACGUACCUACACAAAGGAUAAGCGAACCUGAAAAAGUGCAUACAGCUUCCGAAGAGGCACAAAUAUGA